This is a messenger RNA of Suillus paluster, 966 nucleotides long. RefSeq lists its product as uncharacterized. The record is from RefSeq and is a predicted model, not a curated record. Lineage: Eukaryota; Fungi; Basidiomycota; Agaricomycetes; Boletales; Suillaceae. Bases 1 to 966 code for a protein of 321 amino acids. The transcript has a single exon.
AUGGCGCCAAGCUUGGAGACAUCAUCCAAGGGUUGCUUGCCUUUGCCGCAGACUAGUCCUGUGAAAGUGCUCACAGGUACCAUUCAACGAUACCAGAAGGAGCGCCACUUGGUCGACCCAUUUGUCGAGACACCAUCAGAAAACAGUUCAGGCCCUGCGACGGGUUCAUUUCGCUCACCUGGCUGGCUGACAGGUGUUGCGGAGCAGGCCAUCGAGGGAUUGGCAUCGACGUCUGCAGCAUUUCUCAUUUCAAGUUCCCCAGUACAAUCCACCCACAGUCUCCCCACAUUCAUCCCGAUACCUAUUACGCCAACACGCAAACGAAACCAUGACCUACUAAAGACAGAACCAGAAUCAGCCAAGGAGAAAUUGUACCAGGAUGCCCUUCGUGGCGCUUAUGAUCGCGAAACUCACUACAAGAGUUCACUGGCUGGCAUGCAGUCUGCCGUAGUUCUGCAAUCCAUGUCCUGUGAUCGGCUCUCUAGUCAGCUUGCAGCACAAGAGGAGAAGAAAAAGAACAGUAAAAAAGGUGGUCAACUCGUUGGGGACGGGCUUCCAAGAUUGCUUACCAGUGAUGAAUUUCACCACCGUGUGGUUGAACAUCAAAGAGCUGCCGAGGAAGAGGAAGCAGGACGCGAAGCUCGCCGAAUGGAGAGAGAAGGGAGGACAGAAUUAUUAAAAUCGUGGAAAGAAGCGGAAGCUGCGCGGCUGGUGAGAAAUGAAGCGCGCAGAACAGCAUACAGAGAUCAAGUGAAGAUGUGGGAGGCAGAAAGAGAUCGAGCGAAGUUGGAAAGACAGAGACCAGCAUGGAACAAGCCAAAACUUGGGAAACUGGAAGCACCGCUGCCAAGGCCGACGCUGAAUGAUCCAGAGGCAUCUGAGGAGAGCCAACAAGACGGCAGUCAUGGUGAUGAGGAAGGCGCUGAUGAGAAUGACGGCGAUGAGUCUGAUGGUGGGAGUGAAUAG